CUGAAACCCCCAACACCGUUUCUCAGACCUUAAUGCCUCAAAAAUCCGAACUGUCCGAGUAUGAGAUACGAUGGGACUGGUACUGGAUCGAGCGCUAUCACUUCUUCCAUUCGAGAGGCUACAGGUUGCGACCGAGAUUCCACCCAGACCACGUGCCUACCAAGGUAGACUUGCGGGUCAACUGGCGAGACGAUUCGCGUGCCAGACACCUGCGAGCUCAAAUUAUGGACGCGGUGCAAAUCUCGACGGGGAAAGCAGUCAUGCUCAAGUGGACUUCCAGAGCCAGGCAUCCCUACGAAGUUCAGAUCGCGAGUCUCUUUUCGUCGCCUGAAUUGCAAAAAAAUCCGCAAAAUCACUGUGUUCCUAUUUUCGAGAUUUUUCCUGAUCCCCUGGACGACGACAAGGAUAUCGUAGUCAUGGCCAGGAUGGUCGUAUUCUGCGACGCACCGUGGAGAACGAUUGGAGAAGUCGUUGAUUGUUUCCGUCAAUUGUUUGAGGGUGUGCAAUUUAUGCACGAGAAUUUUGUGGCACACCGGGACUGCGCUUUACUCAAUUUUGUCGUCGAUCCCUCGAAAUUGUAUCCGCAAGGGUUUCAUCCGGUUGCGCACUGGAUGAGCCCGACCAUGGAAAGAGGAGCCGUGACAAUUGGGCGCGCCAAAUGUUGGCCCUCCUACUAUAUCAUCGAUUUCGGUCUCUCCCGACGCUACAAACUGGACGACGGCCCGCCCCUCGAGCCUGUACGCCGAGGCGCAGACCAGACUCCUCCUGAACACGCGGGUUCUUCACCAGAACCUUGCAAUCCAUUUCCUACUGACAUCUAUUAUUUGGGCAAUAUGAUCCGAGAAGAUUUCAUGAAAUACUCUCAUGCAGCUCCAGAGAGGUUUGACUGCCCCAGUUCGCUUCGGUUCAUGGUACCGCUGAUUCAGGAUAUGACUCGAGCGGAACCUGAACUCCGGCCUACCAUCGGCGAAGUUGUUGAGUGCUUUAGAUCGCUCUGCUCUUCUCUCACCCGAUGGCAUCUCCUUCGACCUCCGUCCUCGUUGAAUGUGUUCGAGCAUGCUUACUACAGCGUGGUGCAAGCCAAAAAACUGAUCACGCGGGCACCCGCAUUGCCGCCUGCUGCCCUCGAUCCCCCAAUUCGACCCCGAUUUGUGCUAGAUGAUCGAUUGCGGGAGUUUUUCACCGCUUCUAGGACGGUAGAUAGCUGUAAUAGCUCCAUCUAGAUACCUGCUAUGUAACAUCAUGACAGUCUGAAUUGCACAUUCUCACAAU
Molecule: messenger RNA, 1272 nt
Organism: Mycena citricolor
Lineage: Eukaryota; Fungi; Basidiomycota; Agaricomycetes; Agaricales; Mycenaceae
Source: the annotation of a GenBank genome assembly